AUGGCGUCCGUCUACGACAAAUCCUUCAACAAAAAACUUGAAGGAAACAUACCAGCUGUCGCUUAUGAAAGGAGUGGCAACCGCAGGCAAGAUCUACGCAAGGUAGCUACAGAGACAAUUGGAGCAAUACCAGCUAUCUUGGAGGCUUUGGAGAGGGCCGGGAAAAGUCCUCGAUAUAGCUGUCUUUAUACCGAUGAUGAGGAAGGAGAGAUCUGCCCUCAUUUGAACAGCGACAGCCCUUAUUUUCCAGACCACACAACAGAGAUUAAAGUUGUUAGGGACGACACCCUGGAUGCCGCAGACAAUCUUUCGCAUUCGCUAGGUCUUCCAAGCUCCCUCGCUACUGCCCCAGUCUGCAUCCUCAACUUGGCGAAUCAAUCAGUAAUUGGGGGAGAUUAUUGGAAUGGAUCCAGAGCACAGGAGGAGGAGAUCUGUCGCCGGACUACACUCGUCAAUUCUCUGCAUCCUCACUUCUACCCAAUGGAAGAUUAUGAAUUGAUCUAUUCCCCCAGUGUCUAUAUAAUCCGGGAGAAUGGCUCGAGAGCAGGUUACAAGUUCAUGUGGACUGAAACUCCUGAGACUCUGCUCGAAAUCAGUGUGAUCACGUUAGCUGCAGAGUGCCGCCCCAAAUUGAACUCUGCCGGUGACGACUCCCUGUAUGCUGAAUCCCGCGAACUGAUGGAGGACAAGAUGCGCUUGGCGUUGCGGGCGGCUGCUAAUAACCACCACCCCAGAUUGGUUCUUGGAGCAUUCGGCUGCAGAGCUUUUGGGCACCCCGCUAGUGCAGUUGCUGAGCUUUGGCGCGAUGUUCUGUCGGAGGAGGAAUUUUGCGGAUGGUUUGAGACCGUUGUGUUUGCUGUCUACGAUACAAAUCCACCCUACGAAAACUAUACGGCUUUCAAAGAGGUCUUCGACGCGGGAGUGAAAAUCUCUGAAUAUGAAGAAAAUACUAGAGAGUGA
Penicillium argentinense is the source of this 960-nucleotide messenger RNA. RefSeq lists its product as uncharacterized. The transcript has a single exon. NCBI's taxonomy places the organism in Eukaryota, Fungi, Ascomycota, Eurotiomycetes, Eurotiales, Aspergillaceae. Bases 1 to 960 code for a protein of 319 amino acids. The record is from RefSeq and is a predicted model, not a curated record.